Sclerotinia borealis F-4128 is the source of this 615-nucleotide messenger RNA. Lineage: Eukaryota; Fungi; Ascomycota; Leotiomycetes; Helotiales; Sclerotiniaceae. The record is from the annotation of a GenBank genome assembly.
AUGUCUCGCACAUUCCUUGCAAAGAUCCUUCGUAGUGCGCCUCGUCAAUGUGGUAGCCCUCAAACUUUCCUUACUCGUGGUCGAGCAUUUCCGACCAUUUGCUCAAGCGCUUUUUAUCAAACCUCUCGCCCAAUCACAUAUUCAAACAGAGUAGGCAAAGGGCUUUCUCCGGAAUCUGAGAACCCUCAGCCCAAGAUAUUGGAGAGCAAUGCAAAACCAAAGCAAGCUGCCGAGCUCUCUCAGGAACAAUACAGUGAGCUAUCUGAUGAAUAUAUGGAUAUGAUGGUUGAGAAGCUAGAGGAAUUGCAAGAGAAGAGAGAGGACGUUGAUGUUGAAUAUAGCGCUGGAGUUCUUACACUCGCAUUUCCACCCAUUGGCACGUAUGUCAUCAACAAGCAACCGCCAAAUAAGCAGAUUUGGCUUUCUUCUCCCACUUCCGGUCCAAAGCGCUACGAUUUCGUAAUUACGAGUGAGGGUCAAGAUUCGAAAGAGGGAACAGGAUCAGGGGAGUGGAUAUAUUUGAGAGAUGGCUCUUCUUUGACCGACUUGCUAUUGAAUGAACUCGGUGUCGACUUAUCGAGUACAUAUACCGCUGAUAUGCAGGGAGAUGAGUGA